GUUCGUCAUCUCCCGUCUCUCGAUCUGCGUCGCCAGAGCCGGCAGACACCAUGCAAAUAUUCGUGAAGAACGUGGCCGGGGAGACAAUACCGAUGAUCGUACCUCAAGAUCUGUCUAUACGCAACCUCCGAACCCUACUGUCAGUGCGGACCUUGCUCCCCGAAGAUGAUCUCCGCCUUGUCUACGCCGGCAGGCACCUUCCCCCCUCGAGUACCCUCGCGGAGAACAACAUCCACCGGGAGUCAACCCUCCACCUCGCCGUACCACUCCGAGGCGGUAUGCCACCUAAGAAGAUCCGCUGCACGUACAAGGACUGCAGAGAAGGAGCCCAGAGAAUCAUUGGUGACUGCGGGUUUUGCAAUGGGCAUUUCUGUGGCAAGCAUCGUUUGCUGGAGGACCACAAGUGCGAUGGCUUAGAGGACUGCAAGAAGGAAAGCCAUGAUCGGAAUGCUGCGCAGCUCAACGCUGAACGAACACAGGUGAUCAGGGGCAUUUAGAGGGUG
Molecule: messenger RNA, 503 nt
Organism: Hyaloscypha bicolor E
Lineage: Eukaryota; Fungi; Ascomycota; Leotiomycetes; Helotiales; Hyaloscyphaceae
Product: putative polyubiquitin
Exons: 3
Coding region: 51-497 (148 amino acids)
Biological process (GO): modification-dependent protein catabolic process; protein ubiquitination
Cellular component (GO): nucleus; cytoplasm
Molecular function (GO): protein tag activity; ubiquitin protein ligase binding; zinc ion binding
Source: RefSeq, a predicted model, not a curated record